This is a messenger RNA of Pochonia chlamydosporia 170, 798 nucleotides long. Its product is annotated as uridine kinase. The transcript has 4 exons. Gene Ontology annotation, molecular function: oxidoreductase activity. The coding region runs from base 1 to 798 and encodes 265 amino acids. NCBI's taxonomy places the organism in Eukaryota, Fungi, Ascomycota, Sordariomycetes, Hypocreales, Clavicipitaceae. The record is from RefSeq and is a predicted model, not a curated record.
AUGGACGUAAACACCCUCUUCGGAGUCCAGGGCAAAGUCGUCCUCAUAACCGGCGGCGCCAAAGGAAUCGGCCGCAUGAUAGCAACCGGCUUCAUCGCCAACGGCGCAAAAGUCUACAUCACCGGCCGCGACGCACCCGCCUGCCACGCCACCGUCUCGGACCUCCAACCGCUCGCCCGCCUCAACGGCUCCAUCCACGCCCUGCCCGCGAACCUCCAAAACCUGGCCGAGUGCGAGUCCCUCGCUGCCGACCUCACCCGCCUCGAGCCCUCCGGCCUGCACGUCCUGGUCAACAACGCCGGCGCCACCUGGGGCGCCGACAUCGACACCUUCCCCGACGCGGCGUGGACGAAGCUCCUGACGCUGAACCUCCAGCGCGCAUUCACCCUCACGCAGCUGUGUCUGCCGCUGCUGGAGCGGGCGGGCACGCAGGACGACCCCGCGCGCGUGAUUCACAUUGGCAGCAUUGACGGGGUGCGCGUGCCGACCAUGGCGAGCUUUGCGUACUCGGCUAGCAAGGCGGGGUUGCACCACUUGUCGAGACAUCUGGCGAGGGAUUUGGGGUUUAGGAACAUCACGAGCAAUGUGUUGGCUUGUGGGCCGUUUAGGACGAAGAUGAUGAGGGCGACGCUGGAUGCGGCGGGGGAGGUGUUGAGGGAGAAUAUUCCGCUGAGGAGGAUUGGGAGGGAUGAGGAUGUGGCGGGGUCGGCGGUGUUUUUGGCGAGUAAAGCUGGGGCGUACCUGAAUGGUGCGUUGAUUAGAGUUGAUGGAGGAGCGUCAUUGGUGGCCAAGAUUUAG